AUGCUCAUCCUCACCAACCAUGAUGUGUCCAACAUCCUCCUCGACCUUUCAUCGGAACAAGUUCGCCAGCUUUUGAACUCCCUCGGCGAGACUUUGAGCGUUUAUUCCAGAGAGCAACUAUUAGAUGACCCCAAAUGCCUACAUCAACCACACCGAAGCAGUGUUGUGACAAAACACAAUGAUACGACCUUAGUGAUGCCUUCAUCGGACACCACCAAUACGGGAGUUAAAAUCGUCACACUGCCUCACAAUGGAUCAGCUACGGGUGCCAUUUUGAUUAUGGAGCCCACGGGCCAGGUCGUGGGAAUGUUGAAUGCUGCCGAAGUCACCGCAUUCCGGACGGCGUUAACCAUCAUGACUCUCUUUGUACGGGUGACACAUAUCCCCAAGGAGAACAUCGUUUGUUUCGGAUCUGGGCGACAAGUCGAGUGGCAUAUCCGCCUCGCACUCCUUCUGGCACCCACCGAGAUUCGAAAUAUCACGAUCUACAAUAGAGGCCGGUCUCGCUUGGAUCAGCUAGAGAAAGAGGCAAUUGCUUGUCUACGCACCCGCUAUCCCCAGGUCAACUUCCGGCUUGUUUCUAAAGAGGCAACUCCGGACUUUGAUACUCUGGUUCAGCUAAGCCUCAGCUUAGCAGAUGUGGUCUUCUGCUGCACCCCAUCCACUGAACCGCUUUUCGCAUUCCGAGACCUGGCUUCCACGUCCAAGCCCAGGUUCAUCUCGGCCAUCGGUUCCUAUCAGCCCCAUAUGCACGAGAUUGAUACCGAAACACUGCUUUCCGGCGGGCAGAUCUUUGUUGACUCUAAAGAUGCAUGCCUACAGGAGUCCGGGGAGCUCAUCACUGCAAAUGUGAAACCUGACCAAUUGGCAGAAAUCGGCCAGUUCCUGGCCUCGGAUGAUAGUCCUGGCAUACCAUCUACAGGAAACAUAAUCUUCAAAUGCGUUGGAAUGGGUAUCAUGGAUCUUGUGAUUAGCAGGGGUCUGCUUGGCAUUGCAGACAAGGCGGCCAUUGGACAAACCGUGGCUAAAUUCUGA
Penicillium mononematosum is the source of this 1035-nucleotide messenger RNA. RefSeq lists its product as uncharacterized. The record is from RefSeq and is a predicted model, not a curated record. The transcript has a single exon. Gene Ontology annotation, cellular component: cytoplasm. The coding region runs from base 1 to 1035 and encodes 344 amino acids. Lineage: Eukaryota; Fungi; Ascomycota; Eurotiomycetes; Eurotiales; Aspergillaceae.